Molecule: messenger RNA, 702 nt
Organism: Stylonychia lemnae
Lineage: Eukaryota; Ciliophora; Spirotrichea; Sporadotrichida; Oxytrichidae
Source: the annotation of a GenBank genome assembly
AUGGGAAAUAAAGCUAUUCCUCAAUAUCUUAAAGGCAAACCAUAAACUAGCAUACCCCCAACAAUAUCAAAUCCUGUUUAUACUAAAUAGGAUGCCCCACCAAUCAGUCCUGAGCUGGCUAAGGCUCAUGCUGAUCAGCAAUUAGAGAACUAGUAGGGCAGAGUUAGCAUGCUUUAGAAGUUAUUUGGUAAAAACUAAUAAUAGAAAGCAUAAUAAGAUUCAAAGAGGGUUCAAGACAUUCCCAGAAUAAAUCUCAAGGGAGAGAAAGUAUAUCAUUCAUCUCAUCCAGAGACAUCCCCGGGAGCGAUUGAGCGUCAGCUUUAUUAAAUCGAUAAGGGUCCAAGAAUGCUUCCUAGAAAGUAGAGGUUCAAAGUGUGGUUUGCUUUGAUAAUGAUAGGUGGUUGGUUUGUUGGCUGCUUCUCUCUAAUCGCUUAUAGAUUGAAAUCAGAUGAUUUGGAAUUGAUGGAGAGAGAAGUCUAUGAAGAGCUCAAAAAGAAGAAAGAGGUCGAAAGGUUUCUAGAAAGAUAGAAGAGAGAAGACAUAUUAAGAAAAGAUGAUAAUGUUUUGCUACAAUCAACUAGGAGUAUAUCAAAUCUAAGCAGAAAAGAUGAGUUUGAUGGCAAGUUAGACGCUUUAAAAAUCUAAGAUGAAUUAGCGAAUGAGAUUAAAAACAGCAGCAAGCCAGAUAAAAGUGGAAUCUGA